AUGCCCGUACGUAAUUGCUGCGUAGGAUGCCAGGGGCCCAUGCCGGGGCCGUGCUGCGGGGGCCCCUGUGCCUCUCGCAUGGACUGCGGCACUGGACCGUGUUGUGUCCACUCUGUUGGAGCUUGCUGCUCUCCCUACUCUGGAGGAAUUGGCUGUUUGCAUGGUGCCCGUUGCGGUAUGGCGGGUUCGUACUACAGCUGCGGGCACGCGUGCAUAGGCGGGUGCACUAGCGGCCUCUGCGCGUCCUGUUGCGGCCCAUGCUGCGGCUGA
Messenger RNA from Helicoverpa zea (corn earworm), 270 nucleotides. RefSeq names its product male-specific sperm protein Mst84Db-like. The record is from RefSeq and is a predicted model, not a curated record. NCBI's taxonomy places the organism in Eukaryota, Metazoa, Arthropoda, Insecta, Lepidoptera, Noctuidae. The coding region runs from base 1 to 270 and encodes 89 amino acids. The transcript is spliced from 2 exons.